This is a messenger RNA of Rotaria socialis, 1053 nucleotides long. Lineage: Eukaryota; Metazoa; Rotifera; Eurotatoria; Philodinida; Philodinidae. The record is from the annotation of a GenBank genome assembly.
AUGAUUUAUUUUUAUGAUCGAUUAAAACGUAAUGAUAAUGACUUAUUGAUCGUUACUUCUCAUUAUGCAUUUUUGGCACAAGGUUUUAUUAUCGAUCAAGCACCAAUUGGACAAGAAGUAUUGGUUUUUGAUCAUGGCAAUACUAGUCCGUAUUACAUCGUCACAUAUGUUAAAGAUACAAUGGUUAUUGGAACAAAACAUUCAACUGAUAGAAGAGCUUAUUAUUUAACAUUACCCAGGUCGUGGCGGAGGUUGUUUAAUGCAAAUGCUUUAGUUAGUCACGUAAUGGGUUUUAUCAAACGUUCAAUGGAGGAUCAUAAAAAGGAAAAAAUUGCUAAAGCAAUUAACGAUGAUCAAGGCAAAGAUGAAGGUGGUAAAGGUGUUACCGGUAGUGCUACCACAUAUUUCAACUUCAACUGUUAAUCAUCUCUAUCAAGACGAAAUUUUUAUGGUACACCAAUAGUACAUGUAAAUCAUCUUGUGAAAAAAUUUGAUCCUGGUACAAUAGCUGCUAAUGAUGUCACAUUUGAUUUAUGUGAAAAUCAAAUCACAUCAUUACUUGGACCAAAUGGUUCUGGUAAAACAACAAUAUUUAAUUGUUUAAUUGUUAAUCUUCAAUCAUCAAAAGAUCUUUAUUGCAAUUCAUUGUCUGGUGGAAUGAAAAGACGUCUUUCAUUAGCAUGUGCUUUUGUUGGCGAUACAACAAUAAUUCUACUUGAUGAACCACCAAGUGGACUUGAUCCAUCGAAUCGUCGUUUAUUAUGGGAUUGGUUACGUUCAAUGAAAAAAGUAAGAACUCUUUUAUUAACAACACAUUUUAUGGAAGAAAGUGAUGCUUUAUCGGAUCGUAUUAUGAUUAUUGCGAAUGGUAAUAUUAAAGCAGAUGGAACAUCAGUUCAAUUAAAAGAACAAUAUGACUCAGUUAUUAAUAAACGAAAUAAUUGUCAUAUAUCAGAUGGUGAUGUAGUUUUUCGCACAAAUCAACAACGAAAUGACCAAUUUGUUCAAGCAUUACGUCAUCUUGAAGUUAUGCAAAAAAGAAAAUCGAACUAA